Molecule: messenger RNA, 946 nt
Organism: Aspergillus wentii DTO 134E9
Lineage: Eukaryota; Fungi; Ascomycota; Eurotiomycetes; Eurotiales; Aspergillaceae
Product: cytochrome c oxidase subunit VIa
Exons: 5
Coding region: 274-678 (134 amino acids)
Biological process (GO): mitochondrial electron transport, cytochrome c to oxygen
Cellular component (GO): mitochondrial inner membrane
Molecular function (GO): enzyme regulator activity
Source: RefSeq, a predicted model, not a curated record
GCCUUGGUAUCCUGAGUUGAUAUGAAGCUCCUCCUAAUGUUUCUUGUUGACCUCCAUGCAGUCCGGCCAUCUAAACCCGUGGUUGUCACGUGAUUUUAUCGCGGAGUGACAUCACGCGCUAGCCUGCUGACAUAAUGCUGGGCUCCCUGUGGUUGGAGGCGAGCGAAUCACGGGGCGCGCUAAACCGUCUUUUGCUCGUCAAACCGCAACGUCCGACUUCCGUGAUAAUCCCACCGUCUGUCAUCGCAAGAACGCAGUCUCCAAACCGCCAUUAUGUUCCCUCAGCGCAGCCUCCUUCGUCUUUCCCGUGCGGCUCCCGUCCGCUCUGCCGUGCAGCGUCGCUUCAACAGCUCCGAGUCCAAGCUUCCCUCGUGGGCCGUCGACAACGAGUUCAACCGUGAGAGAGAGGCCGUCAAGCACCACGCUGCUUCCACCAGUGACCUCUGGAGGAAGCUCUCCAUCUACGCCGUCAUCCCUAUCCUCAUUGCUGGCGGUGUCAACUCCUACAACCUCUGGACCGAGCACUGGGAGCACUGGGCUCACAUGCCCCCUCUCGAGGAGCGUACCGAGUACCCCUACCAGAACAUCCGUGUGAAGAACUUCCCCUUCGGAGAUGGCGACAAGACCAUCUUCUGGAACUCCGACGUCAACUACCACAACAAGGACAAGGCUACCUAAGCUGUCUCUUGCAGAAAUGGAAUAGCGGCGCCUUUCUUCAUCUCGAGUCAUUACCGGAGACCAUGGGAGACAUGUAUAUUUAUUGCAAAGGUUCAGACAAAAGAUAGCGCGUGCAGUCGUGCGGGGACCAGUUGACGAAUCAAAGCGAACUUACUUCACUACCAGCCUUUUCCUUUGUUGUAUUCUGGGUUUAUCCAUCACUUGGCUAAUCACCAUGAAAUAUAAAUCCUUUUUUGAGCAUACUAAAAAUCAUCUGCCUUGCUAUUGU